GUGGUAAUACUUUGCUUAUGGUACUUCUGCUGGCAUGAGAAAUAAAACUCGACAACAUUACGCGAGCGAGGGGCUUUAUUACACCAACACUGCACGCCUUUGCAAAGACAAUCUCAGCUCAACCUCGGACCUCUCAACAACACAAACUCUCCUCCAGCCUCUCCUCCUCCUCCUCCUCCAACGUUCUCAUACCUCCAAAGUCGUCUCCGUUUCCGAACCCACAUUUCCUUCCACACUGUCAACCUGUACACACAAAACUGCCCACAAAUCAUUUACACACAUUGUCAUUUUUUUUUAAAUUUCACAAAUUCAUGUUGGUCAUUUCUUCUUGAGCGAAACUGGACUGAUCCUGUUUCACAUAACAAACUCUCAUUAACGAGUGAGUGAGCUAUCCGUUCAACUUGAAAGAAAAGGAGAUAGACGUCUCCGAUAACUGAUCCAAUAAGCAGAAAGAACCAUCACCCGUGUGAUAUUAAUUAACAAGACGAAAGCAAUACAUACACAACACAACCCAUAAAAGUGAUAAUAAAAUUCAGAGAUUAAGAAGAGUUAGUAAUGUGAGACGAAGGACUCGUAUCUAAAUUCGUGACAAUCGGUAAUCCCCUUUUGAGAACUAUUUAUUACUAUCGUUGUAGUAAUUGUCGUCUCUGAAAGUGAUCUUGAACUGGAGAAAGAGACCGAGUGAAUGAGUGAGUGAAUGGAUGCACUACUCAAAUCUAAGCGUUUGGACAAAGUGAAACGAGCUCUGGGACUCCGUCCUCCUCAUCCUCCGAGAACUUGUCUCAUCGAUAUUGACAAUAAUUUUGGUGACCACCAGCACAAAAAUCAACAACCGCCGCCGAACAAAGAUCACAAAGAAACUUUUGAAAUUUCUCCGGAAUCUUCUUCACAACCACCGCAGCACAAAUCGUCAACAGCGUCACCUAAAAAGAACUCCAUGCUCACCACAACCCUCUUGAUGAUAACCUCACGACGAAGACGAGAAGAAGAUAAGCUCACCCUUCUCAUCAAUACUUGAGGAUCGGAGGCAAUAGAUAAGCUUAUCAUUAUACAUAUAUACAUAGAGAGUAUUUAGAUACUUUAUUUGAUCAUCACUUCCAUACACACACUUUCCUUCUCUUUGUGAUGCAUACGACGACGUCGAUAUUAUAAAUAUACAACACACACACUCUCAAUUGUAAUUAGUAAGUAAUGCUAAAGAUAAUCUCAUCCAGCGCAUUUUGUAAGGCCAGAAUCAAACCGUUUACCUGCAUGGGAACCAUGUUUAUACGAGAGUAGUAGUAGUACGAGUGGGGAGAAGACGGUGUACUAAUUGUAACAUUUACCUAAGAAUUUAUUACCAAGAUAUAUUACUAAACCAAUUUUAAGCAGAUACAAUUUAAGGAAAACUAUAGCAAAGUACGCACACACACACACACAUCACAAGAAGAAUAUUUAAAACGCUCAACGGCAGUAAUUGAUAGAGGGAUUUGCCCGAGUUAAUAAGAAAACCAUUCAUGUAGACAAUCAGUUAUCUAGUAUUUAAUUUCACAACCAAAACCAACACGUCAAGAAUUUCCUGGAUUCCAAAUAUAUAUUUAUUUGUUUAUUUGUAAAGACAGGAAGGGGAGAUUAAGACAUAUUUGAAGAUAAGCUCGUAUCGCAUCUCACAUUAAUGUUGGCAAACAAUUAGUCUCAUCUUCUUUUAUGAGUGAGUGAGUGAGUCGUCGUCGUCGUUCAUUCGCUGCUCGCAUCGCAUCGUUCGGAGAAGCUUCUGAGAAUCACCUAACAAACAAAGCAAAGUUGAAUUACUAGCCUUAUCUCAUCUUGUCGGAGGAGAGAGAGGAUGUGACGACUGCUGCUGCACAGAGAGCCCACAACCGAAUGUAACAAGUUUAGCUUAUCUCUGUUGAUAAUUGUGGAUUGAUAGAAAAGCAGGAGCAGGGAGGCUUGUCGUAGUUUGUGAGCUUGUCGAAUGCGAUAGGAUUGAUUGAGGAUUGAGUUUAUUUAAAGGAGACUGGACUCUUCGUGUAUUAGGAGCAAAGAAGAAGCCAGUCUGGUUAGUGAUAAUCCCUAUAAAGCAGUAAUCAUAAGUAGUCGUAGUAAGUACGUAAGUGAGCAAGUAAAGUAAUAGGAGUGCUUAUAAGUUAAUUGGAUGGAGGGAUAUCAUCGAGGAGCAGAUAAGAUGAUGAUGGAGUGGGAAGCAGAAGACGAGGAACGAGGGAAUGGCAAGAAUAUUAUUAGAGGAUCGUCAGUCUGUGGUCGAGAGGCAUCACUUCCAUCAGUUCGCCAGAGCGGUGUGACGACUUCGCCAAUUUCAUCUUCUUCUUCGGCUUCUUCCCCCUCUUCGUCGUCGUAUGACCAUCACGAGCAGCAAGACCAACCCACUGAUCUCAGCAAGAAAAAACAAGAAGUGCUCCUCGUACCACCAAAACUGAGGAAACUCAAGCCGAUACCGCCGCCCCUUGAUCUCAGCAUAAACCUGAGCUUACACCACCACCACAACAACCCUCUGGUCACUCAACAGCAGCAACAGCAGUCCCCAUCGCCCAGCAAACUCAACGACAAGAAUCUUCCGCUCAGGAAACGCUGGCAUAGCUGGUCUCCCGUCCCAAUGAACGGUCAAGAGAAUGAGUCGUCGAUAGUGCCCUUGUAUCCGGACGCAAACAAUGCGAGCCCCAAGACAGGUUUGGCAGGUGUUGAGACCGUGAUGGCCACGCAACCUAACAACAUCACCACAACGGCCCACCACCAAAACCAGUAUCACCAUCACCAUCAUCACCACCACCUCCCACCCUACAGCUCCCCAGGGGGACAUGGCCACACCUACACCACUUCCGGCAGGUGGCUGGAUUUCAUCCCCAUUUCCACACCCACCAUCACCACCACCACCAGCAGCAGCAGCAUUACGAACUCGGCCGCACGACUGUCUCACACCUCUCCAUCGACAAACAACAAUGGUCACAUCAACAACGGUCACCAUGCUCACAGUGGCACCAACAGCAACGGUGACCUCCAGACGCCAACCCCAUUCUACACGCCAAACGAGCCAUCUCCAAAGUUCAUGAACUCGCCCGUGUUCAGCUACUCAAACCCGGACACGGCCCUUUAUCAGGGACCCUUCUCGCCCAUGAGGGCCUCCUCCCUCUACCCUCCUCCCAGCAGCCCCUUCACGAAUCUCAGUCUCAACUCGCCAUUGCUGCCUCCACUGAGCACCCCAGGAGGAAGUGGGGGAAGCGGGGGAGGGAGUUCACUCAACACUCCGACGAUAACCUCGAUGAGCUCGUCGUCCAGCUCAAACUCGUGUUUCAACAUGAUUCCCUCCACGCUGCUGAGCCCUGCGCCUUCUCAGGCCAGCACAAACUCGCUCAGCUAUGAAGAUCUGCACGAAAAGUCGCUCAACUUUUUCCAACCUGCGUGGGGGAUUUUCAUGGCGGGAACAAAGAUACGUUUCGUGACCGGGAUGAACUGCAUGGAUUGGUAUCUCGUCGACUUCUUGGCGCAGAGUGGCGAAUCAUUGGGCCUCAACAAGGGCGAAUAUGCACCACAUGGGCUGGAAGUCAGAAAGUUUAUUGUGACGAGUUCAGCCAAGGAGAGGAUCCAAGUGACCUUUUGCCCAGUUGGCGACCCACAUCAUCCGACCAUCGAAGUCAACUGCGAAGCUGGACAUCCAUUCAUGGUGGAGAAGAAGGGACAACCGACGUGGUGUGCAGUGAAACCCGAAGUGUUUCAAGAGAUUUAUGGGACCCAAUGCCAACUGCUCGAGUGUGGGGACAUUUGUCUCAACAUCUCGGCUCGAAGUCCUAAUCAUGCUAAUAACCAUAGUCAACCCCAGUACCAGACCAUUCAACAUCAUCAGCAACAUCAUCAGCAACAUCCGCAACAUUCAGCAUUUCCUUCGCACAUCAAUCACAAUGGGAACAAUAAUGGACAUCAACUGCAGCAACAACAGCAGCAGCAGCAGCAAAUUCAGUCCAUUAAAAUGGAACCAAUUGAUGAGAAGCCCGUUCCAAUCUCAGUGGUGCCACAAACUCAUCACCUCGUAAUGCAGACCGCUUCCAUGAACAGCAACAACUCGAAUCCUGCUGGGUGCCCAAGUAGCAAUAACGCUAAUAACAGCAGUAAUAAUAAUAAUGGGGGGCUACAUGUCUCAUCAAUGAAUAUCAAUUCAUCAGCAACGAUGAAUAGUCGUAAAACAUUUGCCAGUCCCACGUCCAACUCACCUGCAAAAAAGGCCAAAGAAAGCAAGCCCAAGAAAGCGAGUAAUGCUGCGGGGAACAACAAUCCUGGAGAGAACAAGGGACGGCGACCGAUGAACGGGUUUCUCCUCUUUGCCAAGGACAAGAGACCCGAAUUGAUUCAAAUGUAUCCUGGAAAAGAUAACAGGUCAAUUAGUGUGCUGUUGGGGGAGGCGUGGCAAACUCUGGAUCCCACAGAACGGGAAAAGUACUCGCUGAACGCCAAAGUCCGUGCGGAAGAGCAGAAGCGGAUUCAUCCAGAUUGUUGGAAACGGAAAAGGUCACAGUCGAUUAAUUCUUAAAUCAUUUUAUUUGUUUGACGAUAAUAUGAAAAUAUAUUUAUUGCUUAAUCAAUCAAAUUCAAGCUUAUUUAAUGAAGAUCUCUGUAAUAUCCUAAGUGUUUUGUGGUCGUAGGCUAACUAAAAGUAUAUACGAUUAUUGUUACUAUAAUUUGUUAAUUUUUGUACUUAUUUGUUAAUCUGUAUAAUAUUGACCUUUGCUUCUCUUGGUUUAUAUAAACUUGUCGUUUUGGUUGGUUUACUUUUAGCUUAUAUAGUUUUAUCAUUAUUACUUAGUUUUACUCUUUUUGUUAUCGGCAUGGUCCGUUCGACUGUAGAAUAGAAUAGUUCCGUAAGUAGUACGCACUUUGGUGAUUUUUUUGUUCCCUUUGAAAAAUGAAGUGAGAAAUUGCGAUGAUUCAGUUUAAGAAAGAGAAAGAUUUAUGCACAGAAUGCAAUCAGAGGACGACAGGGUGUUCUUCUUCUCGUAACAAGAAAUGAAAGCGCCAUGCAUGCUGUUACUGGACUCCGACAUUUAAAUAUGCAUACAACUUCCCAUCAUCUUCCAUUAAUAACUGUAUGCAAGUGGUGGAGGAGUCUAUAUACUUUACUCCUUGGUAAUUUGCGCCAUAGUUGAACUAAUAACAUUAUUGGCGCAAGUUGAUAACGAAGGAAGUAUAAGCAGCAAUCAUAGUGGAUUUUGAUACCUUGUUCGACUUGCCAACUAUAUAAAAAUUGCAAUAUAUAUAACCAAUUGUGUCUUCCAGUAGUUUAGUCAAUGUGAUACUGAUACACUUUUCGAGAAAUUUGACAAUCACACAAAACUUUCAAUAUUCCCAUUUCACACAAAGAAUGAGAGUAAAUGAGUGCAAAUAUUUAUUCUCGUACAUAAAUACAACAAAUGAUCGUGUCUUUCAUUCAUCAAUCUAAAUAUUUCACGAUUUUAAAUUUUACAAACUACAUAUUUAUGAAACACUUAAUUUAUAAAAAUAAAUAAACAUAGAACGUUUAAGAAAUUUACGAGUUUAGUUCAAGGAUCUCGACUUGGUAGAAAAUAAUAUAAAAAUAUUUAUACAUACAAGUUUGUCAUUUGUGGAAUAUUUUAUAUCAUCAAACUCUUUUCACUAAAUAAAAUCUCAAUUUGUUCAAGAACAAAAUAUUAAAACAAAA
This is a messenger RNA of Folsomia candida, 5665 nucleotides long. Its product is annotated as HMG box-containing protein 1. NCBI's taxonomy places the organism in Eukaryota, Metazoa, Arthropoda, Collembola, Entomobryomorpha, Isotomidae. The record is from RefSeq and is a predicted model, not a curated record. The transcript has 5 exons. Gene Ontology annotation, molecular function: RNA polymerase II cis-regulatory region sequence-specific DNA binding; RNA binding; protein binding. Gene Ontology annotation, cellular component: nucleus. Gene Ontology annotation, biological process: regulation of transcription by RNA polymerase II. The coding region runs from base 2135 to 4519 and encodes 794 amino acids.